AGGUGCCGUCGCCGGCAUCUCGGAGAUUCUACUCUCGUACCCUCUGGACGUUGUGAAGACCCGAGUACAACUCCAGACUGGCAAGGGGGGUGGCGCAGAUUCAUACAAUGGCAUGCUGGACUGCUUCCAGAAGAUCAUUCGCAACGAAGGAUUUUCGAGAUUAUACAGAGGUAUCACAGCACCCAUUCUGAUGGAAGCCCCGAAGCGUGCCACCAAAUUCGCUGCCAACGACGAAUGGGGCAAGUUCUACCGCAAGGUCUUUGGUGCUGAGAAGAUGAACCAAUCACUAUCGAUUUUGACUGGUGCCUCGGCCGGGGCUACGGAAUCUUUCGUUGUCGUACCAUUUGAGUUGGUCAAGAUCAGACUGCAAGACAAGGCCUCCGCGGGCAAAUAUACUGGCAUGAUCGAUGUCGUCUCCAAGACUAUCAAGAACGAGGGUAUCCUAGCCCUGUACAAUGGUCUUGAGAGCACCAUGUGGCGUCACAUAUUAUGGAACGCCGGUUACUUUGGAUGUAUUUUCCAGGUUAAGGAGCUCCUCCCUAAGGCCGAGACCAAGAAGGGCGAGAUCUUGAAUGGUCUAAUCUCCGGUUCUAUUGGUGGCACCGUCGGAACAAUAGUUAACACGCCCAUGGAUGUUGUCAAGUCGCGCAUCCAAAACAGCCCCAGAAUUCCCGGACAGACCCCCAAGUACAACUGGGCUUGGAGUGCUUGCGCCACUGUGAUGAAGGAGGAGGGCUUCGGUGCCCUAUACAAGGGUUUCCUGCCUAAAGUCCUAAGACUUGGCCCCGGAGGAGGUAUCUUACUAGUUGUUUUCACUAGCGUUAUGGAUUUCUUCCGCUCUAUGAAGCAAAUAUAGAACCCUAGAAUGAUCUCGAUGCUCUAGAAAAAAUGCUUAAGCAUUAGCAUCGCCCUGUUUGAUUAGCAGCUUGUACAUUGACUACAAUUCAUGUGUUCAUAGACAAGAAAGAAGAAGAUUAGGUAUAUACCUUAGGUAUCUAACACGUCUUGACCAAAACUUAGGUCAUAACCAUCCUUCUACAUCUUAUAAGAUGGACAUGAGAUUGCUCUUGCACGAAUAUCUUCAGUAAGGGCCGCUUACCUAAGUAUGCCCAGGUGGACAUUGAAACUCCAACCAUGUAAUACAGCAGUUACCUUGCUGAAAGAUGCUAGGUAGGUGGGAGGUAACACCUUGAAAGAUCUUUCAAGUCACAAGAGUGCAACUUCUCAACUCAUGUAUGUUCCUGUGCCGACAAUAACAAC
This is a messenger RNA of Daldinia caldariorum, 1260 nucleotides long. RefSeq names its product mitochondrial carrier. Lineage: Eukaryota; Fungi; Ascomycota; Sordariomycetes; Xylariales; Hypoxylaceae. The annotation marks the transcript as partial. The record is from RefSeq and is a predicted model, not a curated record. Gene Ontology annotation, biological process: transmembrane transport. The transcript is spliced from 6 exons.